Molecule: messenger RNA, 5295 nt
Organism: Plasmodium cynomolgi strain B
Lineage: Eukaryota; Apicomplexa; Aconoidasida; Haemosporida; Plasmodiidae
Product: potential phospholipid-transporting ATPase
Exons: 2
Coding region: 1-5295 (1764 amino acids)
Biological process (GO): phospholipid translocation
Cellular component (GO): plasma membrane
Molecular function (GO): nucleotide binding; ATPase-coupled intramembrane lipid carrier activity
Source: RefSeq, a predicted model, not a curated record
AUGAACCUCCUGGAGUGGGUGUCCACCAAAAUUAAGGGGAAGAGCAACGAAAACAGAAUAUACCUAAUCUCCAAUUUUGAAGUUAGCAAGGAAAACCAUGAGCUGUACAUAAAGAAAGCUCAAGAAAAGCUGAAGGAAGAAGAUCUCAACAUAGACUUAAUAUUUGGGAAAAAACACAGAAAUGAAAUAAGAACGGCAAAAUAUAAAGUAUAUAGCUUCCUCCCACUAAUCGUAUUUUUUCAAUUUCUACGUUUGGGAAAUCUGUACUUCCUUUCCAUCUCCAUGUUGCAACUCAUCCCCGAAAUUACUGACUCGAAGGGAAUGCCCACCUACCUAAUCCCACUAGUAUUCAUUAUCGUUGUUGCUAUGAUCAAAGAAUUUUUUGAAGAUCUACAAAGACAUAAAUCAGAUAAUGAAGAAAAUAGUAAAAAGACGAUGGUUUUUCAUGAAGGCAUUUUGAAGGAGAAAAAAUGGGCAGAUGUAAGAGAUGGAGAUGUAGUGAAAAUAUUUUCCUAUGAGUAUUUCCCUGCUGAUUUAAUUAUACUAAAUUCAUCUAACAAAAAAGGUAUUGUAAAUAUUGAAACAAAAAAUGUCGAUGGAGAGUCCAAUGUGAAACAAAAGUAUUGUCUUCCCGAUGUUGUAAAAUAUUUUCAAGAUGAUAAACAUGCUGGUUAUUGCCAAACAGAAUUAAUAAGCGAAAGUCCGAAUGACAAUAUUUUUGAUUACAAGGGCCAUAUUCUUUUGCCUCCCCUUCAAUAUAAAAAAGAUGGAGGAGAAGUAGUACAUUUUUAUGAUGCCUAUAAAGGAGGAAUUUUUUCUUCUGGGGAGGAUCAAGUUUGGGGAACAAAAAGGAGAACAACAGAAAAAAGAAAAAAAAAUAAUAAUAAUUAUGAUCAUAGGGGUGAAAAUAAUAAGGAAGGAGUUGUCACCCCUGGAUGGAAUGACAAAGAGGGAAAUAAUUCCUUCAUUAGAAGUCACAUCAGUAGUGAUCAUCUCUGUACAGAACGAACAGCUGUUCAGGUCACUAUAGAUAAUGUAGUCCUUAGAGGAACAUCCCUUGUAAAUACGAAAUGGAUAUAUGGACUUGUUAUCAAUACAGGAAAUAGAACCAAAUUGAUGAAGAAUGCUUCUACCAAGUCAAGGCAGAAAUGGUCUAGAUUAGAAUUCGUUUAUGGGAACCAUGUGUUAAUUUCUUUCAUUGUUGCCAUAGCUGGUGUUUUAUGGAUGAGGAGAAAAGGUUACAAUUUAUGGUACUUAAAUUUAGGUCAUCAGGCAGAUAGUCUCAAAACGUUUUUUAUUACCAUUGGAUCCAUGAUUCUUCUCUUUGGGUCCUUCAUACCAGUAGAUCUACUCUUAAUUUGGGAGGUCGUUCGACUUUUACAAGGAUAUUUAAUCAACUGGGAUAACGAUAUGUACAGUGCAAAGAGUGGCAGGCAUGCUUUGAGCAAAGCUGGACAGCUACUUGAAGAAAUGGGGAACGUCACGCAUAUUUAUUCCGACAAGACAGGCACCCUGACGCAGAAUAUCAUGCAGCUGCAGAACAUCGGGCUGGGGAACAAGGGCAUCUAUGGCUUUUACGAUUUUAGCAACAUUAAGGAGAACAUCAUGAGGAGGCGCGGGGGGAGCAGUCAGGACUGCUCGGACCCCUUUUCCCUGGGCAGCGCAGGAAGUGGGGGGAGCCGGAUAAGCGGGGUAGGCGGGGAAAGCGGCAUAGGCGGGAUAGGCGGCGGGGGGGACAAACGUUACGGGGAGGACCUGCCCACCAGGGACAGUGCCAACCCAAGCAUCAGCUCGGAGCACGGCAGCGGGGAGUCGUGCGAACUGCCCCCCCUCACGUGGUCCAAGACCUCCGUCAACCCACAUAAGCAGAAAAAGAGCCUCAUGCACAGGAACAGCCUCACCAGCGAGCACGCGGCCGCGGACGUAUACACGGAGGAUGAUUUCCAAAGGGGCGAAAACGAGUUUGUUUUCUUCAACAGAAUUCUCUUCGUCAACAAGAUAUACAGCAUUAGGAACGACGUGGAGGACCAGGUGCACUUCCUCCUGCUCGUCCUCAGUCUCUGCCACAGCGCGAUGAUAAGGAAUGUUGACAUCGACGAGAUGGACGAGGUAGGGGGAGCGGCAAACGAGGCAGCUGAAAGUGCUGCGGAUUCGGCAGGAGCCACGGCGGGACCCUCAGCCGGAGCUGCCGGGGCUGCCGGGUCCGCCGCAGGAGUCGCUUCCCGUGCCCCCUCCCGUGCGCCGUCCGGCGAAGGCAACCCGGAGAAGACCAAGAUAUUCGACCGGGAAACCAUGAUCAACUACACGUACCUCACGCAGCCGCAGCCGCAGUACGACGCCAGCUCGCCGGACGAGCUGGCACUGAUCAGCACGGCGCUCUACCUGGGCUGCGAAUUCGUGAAUAGACCCAACCUGACGACGAUAGAAAUUGAGCUGACCUCCACAUUCGCGCAGAGGUUCAUCCUGGGGGAGAAGGCGUACAACGAUUUUCUGCAGAAGAAGGGUUACUAUGAAGACAAUUUUGAUGCGUGCUUCCCGGAGGUGAACUCUCCCAUGGAGAGGAGGAGAGAGUCCAAGCUGAAUGAUGCCACUGAGAAGGGGGGCGGCAAUCAGGGAAGCGACAACCAGGGGAGUGCCAACCAGGGGAGUGCCAACCGGGGGAGUCACGUAGAGGAGGGCGCCAGCAACCUCCACAUGUCCAUCCCGAUCAAGAACAUCUUCUCGGGGAGCAGAGCCAGCCCGAAGGAAGCCACCAAAAGGGAGGCUACCAAAAACAAGCGGGUGGUUGUCCCCAUACUGGCCUACGAAAUACUGGACGUGUUCGCAUUUGACAAUGUGAGGAAACGCAUGUCCUUAAUUGUAAAAAAUGAGAAGAAAGAAAUUUACAUGCUAGUCAAGGGAGCAGACACCAGUGUGUUGAAGUUAGCAGCAAAGAACCAGGAACACAUAGUAGACCACGUGAUGUAUCAGCUGAAUGCAUUUGCUACAUCUGGAUUGAGAACCCUCGUGUUGGGAUAUAAACAUAUAACGGAAGAAGAAUUUACCAAAAUAUAUCACCAUCAUGUGGAAGCGAGAAAAAGAUCGGAGAUGAAAAAAGACGAUGAAGGAUCUUUGGGGAAGUUCUACGACGAAGCAGAAAAUAAUUUGAUUAUUAUUGGGUGCACCGGGAUUGAUGACAAAUUACAGGAUGACGUUCCACAGGUGAUACAAGACUUACGAGACGCUGGAAUGACCAUCUGUGUACUCACGGGAGAUAAGCUAGAGACGGCCAUAAACAUCGGGCACUCAAUUAACAUAUUAAAUAAAGAGACCUACAAUGCAGUGUUCACCGAAACGGACCCGACUGUCUUGUUAGAACAAAUGAGCAUUCAUGAGAAAAACACCAACGCAGCGAACUUGCUAAAUGUGGACCAUGGAACCAAGUGGUGGAAUAGCGUGAACUGGGAAAACUUGAACUUAGAUCUCCGAUCAGAAACGAUUUUGAAUUUUAUGAAAACAAAUUUUUACGGGUCCAUAAAGAAAAGCGUCAUCUCGUCUUCUAAUAUGUUCAAUUUGAAGAACGAAAAUUCGUUACCAGAACUGGCCAAGCAGGAGAAAAUCUUCAACUCGUUUCUUGAGUCCAGUGAAUCGUUUGCUCACAACUGGAACGAUGUGGAGAAGGGGAAGGGGAAGGAGAAGGGGAAGGAAAAGGGGAGGGGCAAUGAGAAGGAGAAGGGGAAGGAAAAGGGGAGGGGCAAUGAGAAGGAGAAGGGGAAGGAAAAGGGGAAGGAGAAGGAGAAGGAGACGGGCCAUGAGAAGGACAACGACAGGGACAAGGUCCACUACUCCCAGUUUUCCAUAACCAUCACGGGAGAAGCAUUAGACGAAAUUAUGAAGAGCAAAAUUUUAAAAAUAAAAUUUUACACCCUAGCUAGGAGUGCAUCUACACUCAUUGCUUGUAGAGUCACUCCAAAGCAAAAGUCCCUUUUGGUGAAAGAAAAUUCGGCCUUCAAUCCCAGAGGUACCUCCUUAGCAAUUGGAGACGGGGCGAAUGAUGUGGGCAUGAUUCUAAUGGCCAAUGUAGGCGUCGGAAUAGCUGGCAAGGAGGGGUUACAAGCAGCCAGGUCAUCAGAUUUUACCAUAAGCGAAUUUAAGUACUUAAAAAAAUUACUCUUUGUUCAUGGAAGGGAAUCUCUGAGGAGGAAUUCCUUUUUAGUUUAUUUUUGCAUUUUUCGAAAUGUAAGUUUUUGUCUCUGCUCGAUGGUUCUGAAUUUCUGGACAGGUUACAGUGCCAUAGAUGCGUGGAACCCCUGGACCAAGCAAAUCAUUAACAUUGCGUUUACUUCUCUCCCGGUUAUCUUUUUUGUUGCCUUGGAUAAGCAGCUCCCUCAUCGCAUACUCUUGAAAAAUCCACUCCUAUACGAGACCUCUCCAUCCACCUUAUGGCCCCUUUACUCCAAUAAGAAAAUCGAAUUCUACACAGAAAAAAUAAAACGGGUUUACAAAAACUUUUUCCAUUUUUGUCUAAUCCCCUUUAGAUUCAUUCCCUACUUUCAAAAAUCAACAAAUAAGAUGAAGUCCUGGAUUGGUAAACGAUCCAAACCGGAGAAGUACAGAUCCUACGGAACUCAUUACCUGUUCGUUUAUUUGUUGUUUGCUAUUUGGCUAGCCACAGUAGAAACCAUCAUUAUGCUCCACUUUGCUACUGGUCAGGAUGACUCAAUAAUCAAAGACCACCACAAUGUAGAUAUCGAUUUCCAUACAUUUUCGCAAAUUCUAUAUACUCACCACAUCAUAGCAGUCAAUGCAGUAGUCGUCCUUUUAACCAACACAUGGUUCGUUAUUUCUCACAUCGUACUAUGGAUAGAAAUUAUCGCCACGUUUUUUUUCUGGUUCAUUGUGAGUAACACGAAACUCUUUUUAGAUAUCAUAGGAGCUGAUGAAUUACAUGGUACAUUUGAAAAGGCACACUCCUCAGGAAACUACUACCUGUCGCUGCUGGUCUCUCUUUACGUUUCUCUCCUACCGUUGAUUCUCUUUAUGACUUACCAGUUUAUGAAAAAACCCACUAUGGAACAAAUUGUGCUGGAGCAACUGAAGCUAGGGAAAUUUGAAGGUCUCCGCAAAUACGAAGUUAAGAAGCUUGCCUACAUUGACAGCAAGAAUAGCUCGCAUGUCUUUUCGCACAAGGGCUUCGCCUUCGCCGUCGAGGCCAAGGAGGCCUUCUGGGGCCUCGUGCAGAAGGCCAUUUACAAAAUUAAGAUUCCGCUCGCCAAGGACGAGCCGGGCUCGGCCAAGCCCAGGCGGAAAUUUUGA